GCCUAAAACUUGUACAACACAUUUUUUUAGAAAGUCUGUUGUUUUAGUUGAAGUUUUCGUCAAAAUUUCACAAUUGUCCCACCCACGGCACCGCGCCCACACGUUGUCAAUAAAACAAUCACUUAAAGUUAUCGGGUGAUUUCAACAAUCUUCUUUCUCCAAAUGGAUUAAUUGACAAUAACUAAUUGACGUUUAAAGUGCAAUGUUAGAUAUCUAACAAACAAGUAGGAUAUAAUUUUCUGCACGACCUGUCAUCAUCAUGGAAUUGUAACGAAACGAGAUUGAAGAAGGUGACGUUGGCCGACGUCGGAAGGCCAACUUUUGAUCGGCGUUGAUGAGAGUAGUUUCCGAAAUUAGCAACAGAAAAUAAGGCCUUGGGUUAAUUGGAUGAGAGAAUAUGGCUAAUUCAACAUAUGGAGCUGCUGACAAUAUAGCAAAUUGGUCUAGUAAUUUUCUUCUUUCGUGACACUCGCUGCUCACUUGAUCUAUAAAUUCCUCCAAUCCUUGAUUCGAAUCAAGUCGUAAUUUAUUAGAAAAUAAUAUAUAAUUUAUACAACAAUGAGUUUGGAAGAAUGGAGACAAGCCAUUACUUCACCUCCGGCGUACAGAUUAGGAAAUUCAACUCUACGAUUUCAAACAAAAUAUGUCGUUCUUGUGUUUGUCUUCACAAUUGUAUGUGUCUUGUAUAUUAUGUUACCUACUGGGGGAGGGACAAACAACAGUAAUACUAAUAGUAUAGAUUCAAGUACGGAUAGAAAAUUUAGCAAUGUCAUUUCGAACGGCGAUGUUGGAGGCAAAAAGGCAUCAAUCCUAUUCGGUACUAAAAUCACUAAAAGUCAAUACAAUGACGCAUAUCCAUUGACGAAGCCAGUUUCAACAGAGAAAGGACUUCGUUACAAUAUUGGCAUCAUUUCCGAUUUGGACGUAGACUCGAAAACGGGUGGAGGUAAAUGGGUUUCUUAUUUUCGAAGAGGGUACUUAUUCCUUCAGCUUAAUGCACACUCUCCAAAAUUGUCAAAGGUUUCUGUAGAGUGGGACAGUGGAGAACCGCACACUAUUAAAUCAGGCUUAAGCUUGGACAGCAGGGGGAUGGAAUUAUCUGAACUUGUAGCAUUUAAUGGAAAAUUAUACACUUGCGACGACCGGACAGGCGUCAUAUUCGAGGUACCGUUUAGCGAUACAGCAACAGACGUUCAACCGAUCCCGUGGGUAAUAUUGGCAGAUGGAAAUGGAACAUCUCCUAAAGGAUUCAAAUGUGAGUGGGCCACGGUGAAAGAUGAGCAUUUAUAUGUCGGUGGAUUAGGAAAGGAUUGGACCACACCUGAAGGCGAAUAUGUCAACUACAAUCCACAAUUUGUUAAAAAGAUAUCGGCUUCAGGUGAAGUUAGCCACUUAAAUUGGAGGCCGAAUUAUCAAAAGAUUUCAUCCGAGAUGGGUAUACAUUUUCCUGGCUAUGUUGUUCAUGAAUCUGCUGGGUGGAGUAGUGUAAUGAAAAAGUGGAUGUUUUUACCUCGGAGAGCAAGCAAUGAGAAAUACAACGAUAAGACGGAUGAGCGCAAGGGUACAAAUAUGAUGGUUUAUGCAGACGAAGAUUUCAGUAAUGUAAAGGUCGCAACUGUGGGUGAAAUUAUUCCAACUCAUGGAUUUUCUAGCUUCAAGUGGAUUCCUGGUACUGACGACGCAUUGGUGGUAGCGUUAAAGUCUGAAGAGAUAGAAGGGAAGACAGCAACGUAUAUAAUGGUGUUCGACAUGGAGGGAAAUAUACUUCUCCCUGAAACUAAAGUGGGUGAUCAUAAAUAUGAAGGAAUCGAAUUUAUUUAAACAAGGGUUGAACGGUUAUGAGAAAUCUUGUCAACGACGAAUGUACUGUGAUAUCUCGUUGUAUUAAUUGUCUCCUAUCACUGUAUUCACUGCAUUUUCCAUUAAUAUAUAAAUAAUAUAUCGUUCGAAACAAGUGCUCCUUUGCGUACUUACAGCUUAAAAAGUAAAUACAUUAAAGACUAAAAAACUCGGUCGGAUAGCAAUAAUAUAAUUGCAAUAACAAAUUGAUGAACCAGUGCAUUUCUAGUUAAAAUUUGUUAAAAAGUAUGAAUGGUUUGCAAAUUUUUAAUUAUUUUGUUUAAUAGUUUAUUGAAUUUUAUGUAAUAGAAUCUGUAAAUUGUUUGGUCAAUCUCCAAUAAGCUAAAUUUAAUAAAAUAGCGUUCGCCAAUCCUUCC
This is a messenger RNA of Folsomia candida, 2216 nucleotides long. RefSeq names its product soluble calcium-activated nucleotidase 1. Gene Ontology annotation, biological process: proteoglycan biosynthetic process. The transcript is spliced from 12 exons. Gene Ontology annotation, molecular function: GDP phosphatase activity; UDP phosphatase activity; calcium ion binding. The coding region runs from base 559 to 1821 and encodes 420 amino acids. The record is from RefSeq and is a predicted model, not a curated record. Lineage: Eukaryota; Metazoa; Arthropoda; Collembola; Entomobryomorpha; Isotomidae.